GAAGGCAGGGGUAGCAGAGCAGCCUGGCACUCCUUGCCUGCCGAUAACCUUGUCCACUGCAACCCAGAGUUAAAAAGGUCUUGAAUCAAAAAUAAAGUCUUUGGUAGAGAAAUCAAGAUCGGUAGCUGUAGUAGAGGAUGGACUCUGUCACGCCACCGUCAGCAGCAGCUGUGCAUCCAGUAAUCGUGCCGCUCUCAUAUCUGCUGGGGACAUGGAGGGGCCAAGGAGAAGGUGGCUAUCCCACUAUCAACUCUUUCUCUUAUGGAGAAGAGCUCCAUUUCUCUUCCAAUCCUGGCAAGCCUGUGAUAGCUUAUAAUCAAAAGACUUGGAAACUCAAUUCUGGAGAGCCUAUGCAUGCCGAGAGUGGUUACUGGAGACCCAAGCCUGAUGGUACCAUUGAAGUUGUCAUUGCUCAGAGCACUGGCAUCGUUGAAGUCCAGAAAGGGACUUAUAAUACACAAGAUAAGACGAUCAAGCUUCAGAGUCAAUUGGUAGGCAAUGCUUCUAAGGUGAAGGAGAUAUCACGAGAUUUUGAAUUGGUGAAUGGAGAUUUAUCAUAUGUGGUUCAAAUGGCUACCAACCUAACUGGUAUUCAGCCACAUCUGAAAGCUUUGCUCAAGAAGCUCUAACAGUUUCAUGCCUAUUUAAAAUUGGCAGAGAAUAUAAAGUAGCAUGCAUCUUGGCUGAUCUUGAUGCUUGCAGCUGCUAAAUCCUUGCAAGCAAUUGUUAAAUGCACAAAGUGCCGUCUUGUAAAUUAUUGUUGGAGUUGCUUGUUUGUCAGCAGACAGUAAAAUCCUUAAUUGAGUUUCCUGACAAUGAUGUAUUAAUGAACAUGUGAUCGUUUUAUUUCAGACAGACUUGUGCUCUGUAUAUGAUUUUAAAGCGUGUCUUUGAUUUGUGCA
Molecule: messenger RNA, 902 nt
Organism: Populus nigra (black poplar)
Lineage: Eukaryota; Viridiplantae; Streptophyta; Magnoliopsida; Malpighiales; Salicaceae
Product: peroxynitrite isomerase Rv2717c
Exons: 4
Coding region: 138-629 (163 amino acids)
Source: RefSeq, a predicted model, not a curated record